UCGCUUGCAGUUUCCUGGGGAGAGAGCCGCGAGACGGACUGUUUCCGGCUGCGACAGGCAGCAACGAGGAAGGCUGGGCUUUCAUCCCUCCGUCCCACUCGGCGACUGGUUGUGGUUGGUCAUGGGCGCCAAGCGCAAAAGCUCGGCUUCGGCCAAGGGGCAGCAGCCGCCGCAGCCGCCGCUUAAGCGAGCCCGCAGCGGCGAGGUAGCGGAGCUCACCGGUACCCAGUUCAAGUCCAUGGUGCGCGACCCCAGCACCGCCAUGAAGGGUUUGGAAACAUUCAUAUCCAUAGCAAAAUCGUUACCAUCAGCAGAAAAGUAUGAUAUUGUAGAGGGAUACAUAAAAGUUUCUGUUGAAUGUGCAGAAAUUUUAAAACUUAUGGAUGGUGAAAGGCGGCCUGAAACUGAGAUGCUGCUAAUCUUUCAAGCUCUAGAAAGCAUUUUGCUGCGAACAGCAAGUGACCUGUCCCACUUCUCUGUGGUGGGGAUGAACAUAGUAAAGAAGUUGAUCAAUAGCUACAUGAGAUUAAUGUAUGCUGCUCUGUAUUCUGAAAGUCACAGAAUGUCUCGUCUGUGCCUCACCUUGCUAUCUGCUAUGGUGUCACAGGGGCCAGAUGCUGCGAGGGAUGUCUACAGCCACUUUGAUUUCAAUAAUAAAUUCCUUCCUAGCUUAGUGAAGAGGAGAGAUUAUAAGGGCAAGCCUGAUGUCCGUAUGGCAUACAUCCAGUAUGCUCUUUCUUUUUUGAUUGCUGGUGACAACACAAUCCUUGUCCACAUUCUGGAGUUAAAAGAUUUCAUUCCAGAUAUUUUUAGGACUGGAUUAAAGGAAGAUAGGAUUUCUACUGUUAGCCUUCUGCUUUCCACAUUGGCAACUAAGGUGGUUCACAAUAAAUAUAUCAGCAAGACCCAGAAAGUGCGUUUUUUUACGGCAGCAGUGUUGAACCACAUUGCUUCACUCUACCGCUGGAAUGGAAUCACUGAUGUCAGCACAGAAGAUGUCCUGGCUACCCAGGAUCCUGGAGAGGCAGGAAAGAAUCUAGUGAGGAAAUUGGUUCAUAAUUUUUUACUGGAUCUCUGUUGUUCUCUGAAACAUGGCAUUAACUUUUAUGAUCCAAGCCUUGGCACAUCUGGCAGAGGAGGGAAUUUGGUGCUUCUCCGUUUUCUUCUGAGUCUAAAGACUGCUAUAGAAGAUGAGAUGGUUGCUGAUCUUGUGGUGAACAUUUUCAAAGUGUGCCCAGAUUUACUGAACAGAUACUUUAAGGAGUCCCAGUAUUCUUUUGUUCCCAGACUGAAAUCAACUUGGCUAGACAAUAUGAAAUUGCUGAGGAAGAUCUAUGAGGCUCAGCCAGAGAUUUCUACUGCUUUUAAAACCACAGAAUUUAUUCCUUUUCCAAGAUUGCUUUCAAUGGUCAUGGUGACAACCAUUCCAGCAGUGUGUAAUAAAGCCAUGUUCACCCAAGGAUUAAAUAUAGCCAAUAAAACUGUAAAACAUACAAUCUUUUCACUUAUGUCAACUAUUUUGAAAAGAGCACUGAAAAACAUUGAGUAUUGUCUAAAUGAGAAAAUAUGGGAGAAGUCAGAAAUCUAUACACCAUCUAUGAUACAGGAAUUCAUCCAGCAAUACAGGGAAGCACUUAGCAAGCUCUUACCAGAUAUGACUAGUAUAGUAGCAGUCUGGCAGUCACUUCUAAAGCAAGAGAAGGAAGAAGAUGGAGAGAAAAGGAGUGGUCCAGAUGCUGCUUCUAUUGUGGAUGAAAUAACAGAGGGGAAAGAAACAAAUGGAGAGCAUGGCUCAGAUGAUGCAGAGACCACUCUUCUGAAAGCUGUCUUACUUCACGUGAUAUGCCUUUAUCAGCAAGCCGUUCCUCACUUAGUAACACAGAGCAACUUUGACUUUAGCAAAUUAAUAAAAGGUAUUAUUACUGAAAAAGGACUGUGCCAGGAGAUCCCUCCUGUUCUACAAUAUCACAUACUCAAGGUGGCUCUGGAGUUGCCUGCAAAUAAGUUUUCCUGGUUCAAAAUACAGGAUGAAGCUGAGAAGGUUUGUGGUGAAAGAUCAGUAUUUUAUUUACUGAUGAAAAUGUUUGUAACAAGCAACCAUUCGCAGCUCAAAUCCUCAACAAAGAAAUUGAUUAUUAAGGUUCUACAUGACAGUGGAGUAUUUGAGUACACCUGGAAGGAACUUGAACUGUGGCUUGAACAUUUGGAUAACACAGCAGAAGUCAAAAAGGAAGCAGUGAUUCAGUUUUUGGAAAGGAUCUUGGUAAAACUAGUGACCAACCCUUAUCCGUACACAGAUAAGGCAGCAGACCUUGUCCAGGAAGCCAGCAUCCUUCAGGUUAACUUGUUUAAACAAGAUGUUGAUAAUGUCAGCAUACCCAUCUCUCACAUUGACGAUGUUCUGGAUAUGAUUGAUGUCCUUGUGGAAGGCAAUGAAGACUUAAAUGAAGAAAUUGGAUCUACUUUAAAUGAAGACAUGGUUGCCAGCACUUUUCCAUUCAGUGCUGUCAUCCCAGCUUCUUUAGAAGCCAGGAAUAAGUUGCUACUCGAGGAUAAUGAAAACACAAGAGGUGAAAUCAUAGUGGAGUAUCUCAUCACUGUUUUCACUGACGUCUUGCAUUCUCAAAGAGACCCCCUAGCCCUUUCUUUGCUGUUUCAGCUCUAUGAUAAAGAACUCCACACUGUUUCUCCUCAGCUUUGUCAGUUCAACUGCUAUUACAGUCUUUGGAUUCCAGAGCAAGCUAAGGAAGCUUUGUUCCAGCAAGGCAGAAGUAUCUGUGUAGAUGAGUGCCUGCUACCGGAUUCCUCAUUUUCUUCUUUGCUGAAGAAUGCAUAUCAGAAAGGUGUUGCCGUUCUGUUGGAAGAGAGUUUUAAAGAGAAGCUCAGUGAGGCUAUUUCCCAGCUCCAGCCUCAGCAGCUCCUGUUAGCUUCAAAGCACAUCCUGCUGUACCUAAGAACAACAGUAGAGAAUUUCAGCAGUCAGUUUGGCACAAAUUUGUCUCUCUCCCUUCUCACCCUCUUUGUGGACCUGCUGAAGAGCUUGCUGCACAAAGGUGAUGCCCUGGAAUUGUGUAGUCAGCAGGAACAGAAAAAUGCCCAAAGUGAAUCUGAUCUUUUUGUGGAUGCAGAGUCUCUGAUGGCAGCAGAGACUGGAAACGACAAGAUACUGGAAGAAUUGCUUUCUUUGGUCUUCAAACACCCGACAUUGGAGAAUUGGUUCCUGGCUGUAGAACAAUGUUCUCUCCCCACUCACAAUUUAAGCCCAGUUAAAGUGAAGAUACUCUCUGCUCACCUAAAUCAUGGCAUUCUUCAGUUGUUGAAGAUGGGCUGCCCACUGUUGCAACUCAGGAGCCAACUAGAUAUGCUCUCUAGAUAUUUUGAAGCGGUCACUAAAACUGUCUUGGAAGAACUGCGUGCUGGGAGGAAAGAAGGCUACAGGAUAAAUCUCAAAAGGUCGCAGCAGGUGGAGGCGUUGCAAGAACUGCAUACGUACAUGGAUACACAACAACUAAAAGAAGUCACUUUGGCUAUGCUGCAGCUUCCCAAGAUAAAGCUGGCCACCGAGGCAUCUGAAAGUGUUUCUGAAAAAAAAACAUGCUUGAGCACUUAUGGAGAGACUUUGAUGCUGCUUCUCACAGACAGCUACCAAAGACGAUCCCUGAAGGAAGACCUCUUCCUUUCAAGAGAGCACAUUCAAGGGAUAGGAACUCUUUUGUCCACAGCAGUCACAAAAGAGUUGGAAAAGGUCUUUGUGCAUGCCUUACAGAAAGAGCCUGUCUUUGCCCAGGCAGUUGGAGUCGAUGUGCAGCUUUCCUGCCUUAAGCAUUCAACAGAAACAUCCCUUGCCAUUGUAGCUUUGUUAAUUCAGUAUAGUCGGACUCACUUGCUGCAGUUUGAGCUAUGGUGUCUGAAGUGUGGUACUGGCAAGUUUCUGAAAAAGAACGUUGGACUUUUUCUGCCACUCAUCAAUGUGUACUUGGACUGUCGAGAGCAGCACAGUUUUACCCGCCUGUCAAAAGUCUCUUCAGCUGUUAUGUCUGUCUUGAGGGAAGCUUUGUGGCCAGAACUGCUGAAUGUUCUUUUGAAUACUGGUUCAUCACAGCCAUUAACUGAGGAGUGUCAAGUUCUUUCCAAGUUACUGCAGCCUUCAGAAACUGAGAUAUUCAUUAAUUUAACAGAAACAUUACUGGUAACUCUUAAGACAGCAGGAAAUCAUGAACAGUGGGCCAUUGCUGAUGCUAUAUCAAGAGUCCUGGAGAACUCUGCAGAGAAGCUGCAUUCAUGGAGGAAACGUCUGCUAGCUGUCUGCAUAAAAUGGUUAAUCCUUACAUACAGCACUAGCAAAGAACAAGAAACUCACUCAGAAAUUGAAAGUGCCAUGCUGUCAAGGCUAGAGAAAUUAUUGAACUCAGUAACUGAAGUGGUUCCAGAAGACUGGCACAGUUUUGUGAAGAUGGGGCUCAAGUACCGUUAUAAAGACCAGAAUUUUCUGAAGACUCUGAAUACAACUAUAUAUUUGCUGUACCAGAGGGAAACCUCUGUUAGCCAGAGAUUAUUUAAGCUGCCAGUGCUGUAUAUGAUGAUCACGCAGCACUCUUUAUUUUUGUCAACAAUGCUGAGGUCACAAGAAGACAAUGACAUGAAUGUUCAUGCAAGAGAGGCAUUAGUGGACAUCCUGUUGACUCUAGUGAAAUGCUGCCCUGAGGUUUGUGAGAGUAACCAUUUUGCUGUGUUGCUUGGAGCUUAUGGUGCAACACUGAGUGUUUCUGACCAGAAGAUACUGCUGCUGCUUAAACUGUAUGAAAAGAAUGGUCUAAGCCUUGUAAACUUCAGAAUACUGCUUUGGGGUCCAGCUGCUGUGGAGCAUCACAAGACAUGCACAAGUUUGGGAAGGUCACUGUGGCAGCAGCCAAGCAUGGAAGAAAUUCUGUGUCUGCUAGACCGAGAAAUGAUGAUGAGGACCAUUCUCCAUUUCCCACAGCAUCAGCAUCUUCUGCCCCCAGAGGAAGGACAGAUGCUCCUAAGCACAGACCAAAGUGAAGUGGCUCUUCAAGAUCUCUAUGACCCCCGUUUUCUCCUUCAGCUCUUCAGUGAAUUGUUGAGACCAGAAUGUGUUGUAGCAUGUCGUAAGUUGGUUGAAGUCAAUGCCUUGGGCCUGGCAGUGGCUGCCCUUAGCAGCUAUGACAGUAACAUGCGAGCAGCAGCAUAUUAUGUCCUGAGCUCUUUUCGGUCUCAUCUGGAAGGGGCUCGAUUUAGAGAACAGAAGCAGUUGCUUUACCUUAUGGAUGUUGUGCAAAAUGGAAUCAGACAACCAAAUCUCAGAUUUACUUUCCCUUUGGCACUCUAUAUCUCUAGAGUAGCCCACCAAAUGCUGAAGCCAGAGGAGCACAUGUACACAAAGCUGAACAAGUUCCUUCUAUCUCACCAAUAUUUGGAUUUGAAGAAAGUGCCAGGAUUUUUUCAGCUUUUCUAUAGUUUUGAUUUAGAGCACAAAAUGGAGCGUCAGUGGAUUCUAACAAUUAUUGGGGAAGGACUGAGAGAUAAACAUUGCUAUGAAUUAUAUGAUUAUCAGAGAAUUUUCCAUGUCAUCCUCUCUUUCUUCCAUAGUCCACUGUGUGAUGAAGCCUCCAAGCAUCAGAUUCUGGAAAUACUUCAAAAUGCUGCAUAUAUCACCAAAGCUGCCUAUCAGCUAAUAAGAGAUCAUAGCCUUUUAACUUGGGUAUUAUCUGUACUAGAGAAAAGGUUUCUAGAAACCAAGAUGCUAAAUCAUGUGAUCUCCUUAGUCCAUACUCUUUGGGUAACCAAUUUAGGAGAUAAGCAAAAGUCACCUGGAACAUCUGAUAAGAAGCUGCUAGAGAAUCAAAAAUUCCUUCCUCUCCAGCUUGUCAGUGAAUUUCUCCACAUUUUGUUAAUGCUUCUUAAACAUGUUCAGACCAACUCAGAUUCUGCUAAAUUGAUACAGUUUUUCAGCACAUUAAGUUCAGUAUUGGAAUACCGUUUUGUGGUUAUUGAGGCCUUCAGAGAAAUGGACAGAUUCACUGUGAAUGAACAUGUCCUUUCAAACAAAGAUGUUCUGCUGCUCUUGCACAAGUGGAGCAUACUUAGCAAAGAUGUGGAACUUCAAAAUGAUCUUCAGAUAUUCGCUCAACACUACCAAGCUAAAGAAUUGCUCAAAAAAAUUAAAGACAAAAACAAACCACAGGUACCUUUUCGAACAUCAUCCCGACUUGUUCAGAAAAAAAAUGAGAUUGAAACAGAGGCAGAAACGGCCUCUGAGUGGGGGAAAAAAUAUUUAGAAGAAUGCAGAUCUGUUCUGAGAUCUGUACUAGUCUACUGGGAGCCUGUAUUUUUAGAUAUGCCAGCAAAGCAUCCAAAAGAGCACAGUGGAGAUGGCAAUCCUGGCCUUACAUGUAAGAUCGCUUACUUUGUAUUCAGAUGGCUAGUGAAGUCCCUUGUUGACAGCAGCUUCAACAUACAAAGUGUACUUUUGACUUUCAAAUGGUGUAAAAAGAGUGUUUUGCAAAACAGUGCUGUGGUAGACGAGAUUCUUAAAAAUGGAACACUGAAAAGCAGUAUAUUUCAGCUUUACAGCGGUGUCUAUAAUGCCUAUGAAGAGAAUGCCAUAGAACUGAGUGAUCUCUCUUUGCUUAAUGAAAUCAUGCUUCUCCUACUGGAUUCCCAGAACUUGACAAAAAACCCUUUUCAUGAGAUUGUGAAAAGGUUCUGCCUGUCUGCAGUAACAGAGGAAGACACAAUGAAGAAAGCAGGCAUAUUCCUCACUUCUGUUUAUAUUGGAGACAUCUGGCUGGGAGCAAAGCAACCAGACACAUUUAUAACUCAUGUUAAACUGAUAUAUGGGACCACAAAUAGUAAACAAAAUGGUGAUGAACGACAAACAUGGGAACUUAAAGAAGGUAUAGCUUCUCUCUGCAAAGACAUUUACUCAUUCUUAGUUUUUCACCCUGCCUUUCAAUCCUAAAUGCCAAGUAUGUGUUGAAUUUUUUUUUGGGGGGGGGAACUAUUCCAUUCAAAACUGUAGAGACCAUUGUUUUAGUACUUGUAACUUGUUUGUGCAUAUGUAACAUGAAAGUUAUGGUGUAAUUUUUUUAAAAAAAAGGCUGGAUUUCAAAUAAAUAUAUUUUUCCAGCAGUUAUCAAAGUUGGUUUUUAAGGCUAUUUUUUAUGUAUUAUGUUUUAAAGGGUCUAGCAAUGAAAAAGCAAAAAAAUGGUUUGAAGCUAGUACAGUUGGCUUGAAGUUAAAUCAUUUUGCACUAAAACAAAGAGAAUACAUGGAGUAAUUGAGUUAUACAAUACGUCUUGUUCUCCAGAUUAAGAGUGGAGGUGUUUUAACUUCCUUGAAGUCAGUGAAAUGUUAUCAUUAAUGUUCACAAAGUUUCUUAGUAUGGCUUUAAAGCCACAACAAACCUCUGCUCAGGCAUUGUGGAGGUGAAAGGGGCUGAGCUAUUUGGCAGCACUUGCUCAUUUUGAUGGAGUUUAGACAGAAGCUUCUAGUGGAAGCAGAAGGGCUGUGGCUCGGUAGAACAUACGUUUUGUAAACAGAAGGUCCCAGGUUCAAUCCGUGGUGUCUCCAGGUAGGGCUGGGACAGACUCCUGCCUAAAAUCCUGGAGAGCUGCUGCCAGUCAGCGUAGGUAAUACUAAGCUAGAUGGACCAACAGUCUGACUCUCUAUAAGGCAGUUUCCUAUGUUCCUAGGGAUGCUGUUACAGACUGCUCUAGGAAAACGUUAUGUCUGAGACAUAGUUGAGUGCAAGCACAAAAAACAAUAUACAAAUAGAAUAAUACCUUCACUUAUGUUAAAUCUUGUUUUGAUUAAUAGCUUUAAGAAUGUAACAUCGAUCUCACAUGGAUUUCUAUUAUAUAAUUCUAAUAAAAUAUAUAUGAAUAAUAUAAACUAGCCAAUGUCUAAAACAGUUUUUCUUGAAUGAUACAGCUGCAUUUAGAGUUUUACGGGUAGAGUACUACAACUGUACUUUGAACAUUUUGUUUAUUGUCAGAUUGCUAGUCCGUUUCAGAGGACUAACAAUCUAAGAGCUGUAUUGUUGGAAAAAUAUUAAAACAGUGUACGGAAAAACCAAUAUUAUAUAUGAGUGAGGCUCUUAGCAUCAGCUUCUGCAUAAAGUAAGUGGAGUCAUGAAUUGCCUCGGAUGGGUGUGAGCAUUCAGCUGUUGAAGCAGAACAUUAUUUUAAUAUAAGGAAUUGUGUUUUGAAAAUAAAUUCAGGCACACAACACCAUGAACUGUUACUGGUCUGAUCUGCCACAUUCUUACAUUAUGCAAAAAACUACAGUAAACCAUCUCUUGUUAAGUUUUUUCACUACUUACAAAACUGCUCACCUAUAAUGGAUUAAAGAAGCCUGAUUGCACACACAUUUUUAACUUUAUGUUUCUGAUUUAAUCCUGACAUUAAUACCAACUUUUGCUAGAUAUUACAGCUGAGAUAAUUGAUUGUGUUAAUAACCUGCUUAAUUUUAUCAAAUGUUCUAAAGUGGUUACUUGUUCUUGAGGAGGUUACAUCUAGACCUAUCUCAUGGUUAUAUAUUUCUCUGUAUGACUUCAUCUUCAGAUGGGCUGCAUAUUUCAAUUGAAAUUAAAGUUGCAACAGUCUUGUUUAGAUCAGAACACUGUUUGAAUCGUCCCCUCUAAUUUCUUCUACUUGGUUAUCUACAGCCGUUGGUCUAGCAUGAUUAGUUAUAUGUUUUUGAUGAAUAAUAGUUUUUGAAUAAUUCCAUGAAAACGUUUUCUGUGGUCCUCCAUUCCUGUGAA
This is a messenger RNA of Rhineura floridana, 8782 nucleotides long. RefSeq names its product URB1 ribosome biogenesis homolog (gene URB1). The coding region runs from base 122 to 6979 and encodes 2285 amino acids. Gene Ontology annotation, cellular component: nucleolus. Gene Ontology annotation, biological process: maturation of LSU-rRNA from tricistronic rRNA transcript (SSU-rRNA, 5.8S rRNA, LSU-rRNA); maturation of 5.8S rRNA from tricistronic rRNA transcript (SSU-rRNA, 5.8S rRNA, LSU-rRNA). The record is from RefSeq and is a predicted model, not a curated record. The transcript is spliced from 39 exons. Lineage: Eukaryota; Metazoa; Chordata; Lepidosauria; Squamata; Rhineuridae.